Molecule: messenger RNA, 13636 nt
Organism: Chilo suppressalis (striped riceborer)
Lineage: Eukaryota; Metazoa; Arthropoda; Insecta; Lepidoptera; Crambidae
Source: the annotation of a GenBank genome assembly
CAUGUUUGCUCUGCUCUGACGGGAAUUCUUGUGGAAAUCGCUUGAAUUUAUCGUCAAUUACAGUACGGGUCAACCGGUGCUUUCGAAGCUCAGUGAUUGAUAUCACAUUUAUUUGUAUUGUUAGUUAAUAGUUACGAGACGCCAUUAGUAAAGAAAGUGUUAGCUACUGUGCUGUAACUAAAAUCAGUCGUUAACCGCAUAUUCCUAUUCGAAUUUAUCUUUAGCUUUCACCGAAAAUGUCUGAGAGUUCACCAGACGAGCCCAGUCCUAAACGUAAGGAUUUCAUCUGCGGUGUCGUUGAAGGCUUUUACGGUCGUCCGUGGACAACGGAACAAAGGAAAGACUUGUUUCAAAAAUUAAAAAAAUGGAACAUGGAUGUAUAUGUAUAUGCCCCUAAGGAUGAUUACAAACAUCGAGCUUAUUGGAGGGAGCUCUACACGGUAGAGGAGGCGGAGCACCUGACAUCUCUCAUUUCGGCUGCAAAGUCACAGGGAAUAAUCUUCUGUUAUGCUUUAUCACCAGGACUUGAUAUUACUUAUAGCAGUCAGAAGGAAAUCACAACUUUAAAGAGGAAAUUGGAGCAGGUAUCUCAAUUUGGAUGUACAUGCUUUGCAUUGCUCUUCGAUGAUAUAGAACCAGAAAUGAGUGAAGCUGACAAGCAGAUAUUUCAAAGUUUUGCUCAUGCUCAGGUCUCCGUGACUAAUGAGAUACACCAGCACCUCGGCUGCCCCCGAUUCCUGCUGUGCCCCACCCAGUAUUGUUCCACUAGGGCUGUGCCAACAGUCAAUAGUUCCGAGUAUCUCAACACCCUGGGCACAAAGCUCUCGCAGCAGAUCGACAUUAUGUGGACAGGUCCGAAAGUGAUAUCGAAAACUUUGACGUCAGAGUGCAUAGAAGAGAUCACUCAAGUGCUCCGCCGCCCGCCAGUCAUAUGGGAUAAUUUGCACGCCAACGAUUACGACCAGAAGAGAAUCUUCCUCGGUCCAUACUGCGGCCGAUCUCCUGAACUGAUUCCCCUUCUGCGUGGAGUACUGACGAACCCCAACUGCGAGUACAACGCCAACAUGAUCCCGAUACGAACGCUCGCACAUUGGGCCAGUUGCAGUCUUGAUGCGCCUGCACAUAUGGAAGCUGUGUCCUGGGAUAUCAGGUUAGAAAGAGAGAGCGAACAAGGAGUCUGUGAAGACGAAGCCCCCGUCCCGCUCGGCAAGGACGUUUACCACCAUAGACAAGCUCUUAGACAAGCUAUAAAUGAAUGGUUACCUGAGUUUUCAAUACCGAAGACUGCUCAGGGUCCAGUCAUUAAGCCACAACCAGCUAUUACUGUGCCACCAGUGCCCAUCAUACCGAUCAUGCCGUCGGUGAACACGUGCAUGUCGCUGGUGACCGCCACGAGCAACACCUCGACCACCAGCACCGCGGAUAUAUCCUCCAUCCCCACCGUCAACACCAGUCAGCUGCAGGCGUUGGCUGACGUUUGCUCGGCUACUGACCGCCCCUUACUGGCCACUGGGGUAUCGUCCAUAGAAACAUUCAACCCCGUACCGAAUCCAGUGAUGAACUCCUUGGUAUCACCAACAAAAGUGAUUCUGAAUGAGUCGAUACCCAAUCCUAUAAUACCAAUGGCGAGUUCCAACAUCGCGCUGCCUUCGGAGAUACCAGUUUCCACUCUACCGGUACCGAUACUAGGUAUCAAAGCUCUUGAGGAGAACAGUGGAAAGCGUGACCAGUCUAUGGUUGACAAAGUUAACGACAGUGUUAGCAACGAUAGUGUUUUGGAAAGUGCUAGUUUUAUAGAAGAUUUGAAGAAGAAGGAUGAUGAUGCAGAGAAUAUAAUUGUGGACGAUGGAGUGGAGGAACAGCAGAGGAACGGAGAUAUGAGUGUUGGUGAUACGCCGCAGACGUUAAGCCCGAGUCGCGCGGGCGUUGAACCCUUAGACGUGGAUCUACCGUCGGCCGCCGUUACCGAUACCGAUAUCGUCAUGAACGAUGGACUUAGCGAGAAUGGUUCAAUGCAGGUGGAACCGAGCAACAGCCCGUUGAGUACCGACAUGAUGGUGGAAUCUACUGACCCGGUCGAUCCUGUAGACGCUGCCGAUGAGCCAGUAGAAGAGGCGUCUAUAGACGUAAACGCUUUAGUAGCGGAUGACUUAUUGCUUCUAUGCGAUUUGUUCUACCUGCCCUUCGAACAUGGCUCAAGAGGUUUGAGGCUACUCCACGACUUCCACUGGUUGACUACGCACGCGGCCAGUAUGCUUCCAAGAGGUGCUAAGCCAGAGACGAGCGAGUGGCGUCGCCGGCGCAGCCGUUUCGCUUGGUGGGCGGCGCGGACGCGUCGUCUCGCGCGCCGAUUGUCUAUGGCCGCCAAUAAAGAGCUGCGCUCGGAACUGUAUCCGUACGUGUGGGAACUGUGCGCUGUACUGGCGCUGUUGGACGGAUUCGUCAGAUGGUUGGAGCUUGGCAAAUUUCCGCCCAGUAUAGCUUCGAAUAUACAAGGAAAUUAUACAUGGUUCUCGAAAGGCUGGCGCGAGGCGUUCGAGAGCGGCGCGCAGGAGCCGUGGGUGUUCCGCGGCGGUCUAGCGGCCGACCUGCGCCGCCUGCUCGCCGUCGACUGCGCGGCCGAGGCGCUGCGGCCCGCUCCGGCCCCGGCCCCGACCCGCGCGCCCCUCGCGCCCCGCCCCUACGCGCCCGCCGAUGAGGCGCCGGUAUGCGCUAUUUGUCACAAGACGUGUCGAGACGGGUCCGACUGCAGCGACCUCUUUCCAAGCGACCUGCAAACUCUACCAGCUGACAGAUUAGUAGCGCCAUUCCUGACCCUGAGCCCGGAACUUUGUAUGGUGAUAGAGGAAGACGUGGAAGACGUCUCACCCGACGACUGCGACGAGGAUAAAGCCGCGGGGGAGAACACUGCCCCGCCUGUGGUCAACGGCAUGAAACCCGAAAUCAUAGGGUACGCGUGUGCGACGCUGAACAGCAAAGAGUUCUACAAGAAGCAAGAGGUCGCGUGGAUACCGGAGAUGAAGGCCAAGUAUCCAGAAUCACUCGUCGAGAGGGAUGACCUCAGCCCAGCGGCUAAGGAAUGCGUACGGCACUUCCACCAAUUUGAGAAACAAGAGAGGGCGCCGGAGAGCGUCUGGCGUUCCCACCCCGCGUUACUGACCUGCUGCGUGUUGCCGCAAGCGAGCGAUCCGCUCGCCGCUGCCAGGCUGCUCGCUUGUUUGCUCGCCGCGCUCAGAUCGCUCGGCGUGACCGGAGUCCACGCGUGCAUUAACGCGACAGACCACUACCUACACCAGUUCUAUAGUAAACUAGGUUUCGUGGAGGUCCAUCGCGAGGAGAACGGUCGCGUAUAUUUAGCGCGCGCUUUCUAGCGGCACCUCAUGUUGCGUCCUGCACGCCCCGCGCAACGUGGCCGUUGGCCUCGUGCGUAUGGCCCGAUGGCCCUGCGACGAUCUCCGAGGAAACCACGCCCUAUAAUUUAGGCAACACCCUUAAUUUAAGCCACGCCCUUAAUUUAAGUCACGCCCUUAAUUUAAACCCCGCCCUAUUGUAAUGUUAAACUCAGGGCUUUGCGCAUAUAUACGGUUCCCUGAUUCGGUUUCUUGCUGGUCUAUUCGCUAUCUUUUUUGACAUUUAUACAGUGUGUAAUUAAAGAGAAAAUUGCAUAUCCAUCACUGCUUUUUAGGACCAGUAUCUUAGUUAACCGAUGGCGUAGCUUCUAGACAUUCAUGAGUGCUUGUUACAGCCUAAACUGAAUAAAUGUUUUUGAUUAUGAUUAUACUGACGCUAUAAUAAAGCAGCAGUGGAUCAGUAAAUAGCUCGGUGAUUAUCACUUCCAUCUGUCGACAUCAGUUAGCAAACAGGCCUACUGAUCAGGAAUUCAGAUUCGAUUCGGAAUACCCAGCGCACACGAUUAGAUUUUUUUUAUUAGGUUGUUUCCCAAACCAACGUUAAGUUUUUCGUUUUUAAAAAAGAAAAAUAGCGAUGUACAUUCCGGUCUCCGAAUUGGUGGGAUUCCUGAUCAGGAAACCAUACAUACGCUCUCAGCCUAAAAGUCGUCCAACCAAAGCCAUAUUCAAACCCCGCCCCAUUGAAAAUUUUAAUUCGGUCAAUCGAAAGUCACGUAUGAACUUCAGCACCAUAUUAUACAUAAUACUCAAAAGAGAUGUUUUAUGUAUCCAAUUUCAAUGAAAGAAUUAUGAGUUUGGGUAUAAUGUAUAUUCCACAUCCUUGAUCACGCCCCUCCCUGAAAUGAUCCGUUAAAAAAAAAUACAGUUAUUGGAAUAUUUUCGCUUAUAUCUAUAAUGUUUUGCGAAUCUUGAUCACACUCAAGACUGGUUUACACUUUGGUAAAGUAUGUUAGCAACUUUAGACAUCCGUCAGUUAAGCAGUAUGUAGUUAACUGGCAAAUCCCUGUCCAAACGAUGAUGAGAACUUAAUUCGCCAAGACCGUAAGUUAAUCCGCAUCUGCACUUACCGAAGUGUCGCUCCUUUACCAGGCACUUAAAUGCACAUAACAAGAAAGUUCAUAAGUAAUUGUCAGUGGCUACAUUUUUUUGUAGAAAUGUUUUCCCAUUCGUACUUGUUGACGUAAUACUAAAAUCGCGCCCCUAAUUCCGACUUAAAUCUUUACCAUUUCCUGAAACACCUCGCUUAGAAAGAACGUUAUAGAUUAUUUAGUAGUAUUGUUUUUGUAACCAUGCUUAUCACCUGUCAACUCGCGAAACAUAAGCUUCUAUGUUUUACAAUACUUCUAUGUUUACCUUCGGCCUUAAACCCACCUUGUAAAACGCUAAAGUCUAACGUCUUUGUCAGAAGUUAGAUUCUUUUACCCUGUCGAACUGCCUUGUCGCGUAGAAACCACGCCUCUGAAUUUGACUCCGUUUCUACUCAAGUACUAUUACUGGAAAAACAAGUUCAGUACACAGAAUCCUUUAACGCUUGAAAAACAAGUUAAAAGUCAUAUUCGAUAAGGUCAUUUUCGGGGCAAAAAUAUUUUCUCACGUGUAUGUCCUGUUAACUCGACACUGUACAAACCGCGCCCUUUUUUUUUGUUCGGCCUCUGCCUUACGCUUACCCUACAUCUGAAAAUAAUAAAGUUUAUUUCACUGAAGUUUUGGUUGGUUGGUUUUCCUCCAUGACAUUUGGGACUUUAAUUUGUAUUAAAAUGGGCGCAAACUAUGACAUUUAAGGAUAUUUUAAUUAAGAAUGUAUCUAUGUAUGUAAGAUUGAAAUAUUAAUUAAGCGGCAAAAUUUUUGAUAAUUUUCAAUGACUUAUCUCUGACAACAGAUGAGCUUAACAUUGAUUAAUCGUCUAAAUAUUUAAAUUGAUUCCCGAAAUGUAACGAUAGUAACUUAGUGAUCAAGCAAAGUUAAGCCUAUCUGUAAUCAGGGAUGGGCUACUGAUAUUGGCAUUUAAUACAUAUUUGAGAAAAAAAAACCGACUUUACACCCCAGUUUCUUAUACUUUUCGUAACUGUUAAUUACAAAAUAUUGUAUUUGUACUCAAAUGACACAAAAAUAGUAAAAAAAAAAUUGAAAAUCUGUCUGAUUUUAACGUAAGUAAGGACUUCUUUUUGGGACAAACGAUAACACAAAAAUGAGUUGUCAAUUUGAUAAUGGUUAGGUAGGAACCAGUUUCAAUACUUUAUAUAAGUAGUCGACAAACCCAAAAACCUGGGCGUUUUCUAUUAAGUAACUUUUAUAAUAUUAUCGAUAGUAAUAAAACUUAUCUUAAAUCGUUCUAUAGUGAAGAUGUUUUGGAUGGCAUUAAAUCUCUUCCUUUAAGCCUUAUGACUAUAACUAGUUUGGUUCGUGUCUGUGAUUAUGAUAUGUUUAUGAAAUGUGAAACUUCAGUUUUACUAGGAAAAAUGCUAAUCAUUCAUUAUAUGCAUUCGAAAGAAGUUAGGAACUGUGUUACAUUAGGGUGAUUUUGGUGGACCUAACCGCAAAAAUUGUGUGUGGUAAUUCUGAACAAUGGAGUUUAAAUGCAAGUGAAUUUACACGUUAAAGUCUAGCAGGCCGUCAUGUUUCAAAAAAAACUCUAAGAAAUAGUAUGUAUUUUAUGUUACUGUACAAUAUAUAUAUAACAAAUUUGUAAUGAAAUUAUGUUUCUUUUGGCAAAAAGGUACUUGAAUUUGUCAUUGAUUUGCAGUAAUUGGAUUUUUUUACAUCCAAAUGUUAUGUUAUAAUGAGAUAGUUUUUUUUUAUUAAUCGAAUUAAUAUAGCUUAUUAGCUGGUUUAAUUUUCAAUUAAACUGCAAAUACUGAUGUUUAUUUUACUUCCAAAUGUAUCAAAAAUAUGUUAAGUCACUAUCCGCCUUAUUAUAAAACGCCUAAUUAUAAGCAAACAAAAUGGACAACAUCAGUUUUAUACCAAUAAAACUGAUGUUGUCCAUUUUAUUUGCAAAAAAGAAGGCAGUGACAACAUUAAGUUUAAACCAAGACUAACUAUAAUCCGCGUUUUGGUAUAAGGGGGAUUAUCUUUAUGGUUAUUCCCAACAAAUGGUAAAUGGUAAAAAAUUAAAACAACUUUGUAUAUUAGAAUAGAAAUUAUGUGUAACUUUAUAAUUGUUUCUUCCUUAAUUAAGCAUAGUUUAACAUGUGAGUGGGAGUUCAUUUGAAUUUAGUCGAGAUGUUAAAUUAAAGAUAAAAUACGUUUAAGUCAAUGCAUGUUUGGUGUAUCAAUUAGGCUGAAUAAUCAAUAUCAAUUAGCUGACGUUUAAUCUUUAUAAUUAUUCUUGUUACUUUCAAGGUCUAGCUCCAACAAAUUUUGCCUAAGAAAAAAUAACUACUACCCGGUUAUAACUGUACUGUAUGUAUUAAAUAUUGGAUAAAACAUAUCUAUCAGGUAAAUUAUGAUUCAGUCGAAAGAAUUCUGCAAUACCGUAAAUAUUUUGCAAAACGUUGGUUAAUUAUGACAAAAUCCUUUUAAUUCUUAUAAAAUGCGAUAACACAAAAAAAAAUGUAAAAUAUUUGAGUCAGUAACUUUAUUUAGGAUAUAAAUGUAAAAAAAAUCCUACAAAAAACAUCUUUUGAAAUGCAGUUUUCUUAAAAAUUUAAUAUUAAUGUGGGCAACUACAGACAACACUAGCUUAAAACUAAUUUUAAGUUAGUCUUAUACGUCAAAAAAAAAGGAAAUACUAAUCGGAAAAUUAGGAUAAAUAUACUGUUAAGUGGAGUGAUGCGGUGUAGUGUACAAUGCCUAGUCAAGAUAUUGUAUAAAGACUGAGUGAUAGCUCGAUUGGGAAAGUUGGUAUUGUGAUAUGAUUGUUAUAUUAUUAACUUUUGAUCUAUUGUAUUAAGGUUUAAUUUUGAACCUACUGGAGUGAUGCUAGAAUCAGUUAAAUCAUAUUAGGUAAGUUUGAGAUACAGUCUCCAUCUAACGACCGCAUUUAGGGACGCCGGAUAAUUUUGUAUUUUGAUGAAAGUUGAUGAUAUUGCUUUCAUUAAAUUAAAUUUAAUUGAUGGCGGCCAUUAGUAGAUAAUUAUACAAUAGUAAAUGUUGAAUGAAAUGUGAUAAAGUGACUAUGGGCUUCGCUGGCGUGAUUCAAACAUCAUGAAAAAAAAAAUAAGUAGGAAAUUAGACUAGAUUUUGCAUCGCUAGUGAUUCGAAUUGCUAAAACAGAUUAAGGUCCAAAGUUGCACCAAAGUUCUUAAAUUAAAUUGAAAAGAUUCUCAUGUUUAAGACCCAUUCUAUCUCUUUUUGACUUUAAAUUAAUGACAAAGAUGGAAUGUGUUAAACAGGAUUAAGCCUUAAUUUGAAUUGAGAAUUUUGGUGCAAGUGGUCCUUGUAAUUAAGUUAUAGCAAAUAAAACUAGAUUUAUAUCAAUAAACAAUUCCUCAUUGUUGGUGGUAAAACGAUCCUUGCAUGCGCAUAUAAUAAAUAAUUCUAUCAUAAUUCUCUCUUAAAUACCAGAUUUAACGUUGCAUGAAACGAAAUAAAGAAGGGUCAUGACAUGAGUAUGCCACAGGAAUAGUCACAUUAUUUUGUAUAUAGUAAGUAUGUCACUUUAAAUGUUUUUGUAACGUAAUGAAAGUUGAAACUACAAUGUCUUUCUUGAUAAGGACAACCAGGACGUUCAACAUCAACCAAAAAAAAAUUGCGCCCUACACGAAUAAAAAUUAGCACUUUAAAGUUCAGUAUUUCGCAAACCGAUCCCUUAAUCUAAAAAUAGUCUAAGGAACCCCUUGAAGUAAUUUUAAAGGACCUAUUCAACGAUACCCCACGUAAUGGGGUAGACGAUGAAAAAUGAAAACAUCCAGGUAACAUGUAGCAAACUACCCAUAGAAAAAAAAUCAAAAUUUUAUUCUACCGUUUUCCUGGCAUGAAAUGAAUGAAAAAAGCCACCAACAAAGAAAAACGGUUAAUUUAUAAAAUAAAACAUAUUUUUGUUUAAUAGUUUGAAUUUAGGCGCUAAAUAGUGGAGCACGUCGCGAUUAUGACAGUUUAACGUAAACAAUACAAAAUUUCAUGGGCGUCGAUCUGUCAAAAAGAUAAUAAUAGAAUGGACAGACUAUAGAUGGCAGUAUAAUCACUGGUUUUUAUACGGUUUUUGUCUGUGAUCUAAAUUUGAGGUGCCAUGCUGGCCUAAGUAAGAUAGGCCACUAUGGUUAAAAAAUGAGUUAGGCCACUAUGGUUCUCAUGGUCUCUAAAUAUAGUCGCCCGCGUUUCGGUUAUCAAGAUAAAAAGUCGCAAUUUUCUUUUGAAAAACAAAUAUAUGCAAGGUUAAUUUUAUGCAAAAACUUGUAUAAUAAUGGUUUAAAUAUAAGUCUACACAACAUUAUUUCUAUUUUUUUUAUAACAUCUGUCAAAUGGCCAAUUUUCUAAAUUUACGGUUAUUUAACUUUCAUUUAUGUGUGUUGGGUCUUAUGUGGGCACUUCACUUGGCUAUUCGUAUUUGAUAUUUGUAAACUUGACAACAGUCUGUCCUUAUCAUGCUUUAUAAGUAAUGAAAAGGAGAGACUGCUUUCAAGUUUACAAAUAACAAACACGAAGUGCCAGCAUUAAAAAUUUGUUUAUGUUGUGAGUAGCUUACGUUUGAUUUGUAGAUAAACAAAAUGCGUUCCUAUUACCAUGCACAAGAUAGCAUUUAUUAGGUUUUUAUAUGCAAACGUAGGCAUUCGAAUUAUUUAAUAAGAUCGUUUAAUUAAGUCUUCUUUAUUCAUUUAUUCAUAUACAACUAGAACCGCUUCGUGAACUCUGAAUGCGAUUCAAAAGCAGCUACUGUCAAAGCGAGAUGCCGUUAUAAACCGUGUUAAGCGUUGUCUCGCUCUAACAAUGUCAUGAUAUCUAUCUAAAAAAUCACAGAUCCCGUGCUCUACAUGACUUGAAAGGGCAUUAAAAAUUAACCUAUUGAAGAUUAUUAAAAAAGAAACUUUUCCAAAAUAUUUUUUACAUCAUUUUAAAGCCAUUCGAAUUCCGCGUCUUUUGAGCUCUCAUACGUCCUCGUAGUCUCCACCACGUGAUAUCGCACCUCGCGCCGCCGCCUCCGUUUCCUCCCACACAGGCCACAAACAGCAACACUACACAGCUAGCAAACGUGUACACUAGCUUAGCAUUAGGCAGACACCGCACCCGUAGGAUAAGAGUGCGAAGACCCGGUCUACACACUACACGCUAUACCAGGUACAGGUACGUACCUGGGCGUUUUUCCCCGCCCCCCACGACAACGGCUAACUAGAGCCGAGGUCCGAGUCUCAGAGACGCCCUCUAGUUGAGCCGACCCCCUCAGGUUCUAGUGGUCUGGAGGCUGCAGACGGAGAGGAGACUCCCCCCGUGGGGAGACGCCAUCCGACUGGAAUACCUCCAGAGGCACUCGCCAAUCCUCGGCUUGAGGUCCCCUUAGGAUCUCGCCGUCCCCAAACCCGGUGACGCUGUAAAGGUCAUCUGCGACCAACAGCAUACACAAUAAAAAAAAAACCUCGCGCAGAUCGAAACUCGUGUCUAAGUGCACCUCAACAGCCUCCACCGUCACCAAAUUAAAAAAAAAGGUUAAUGACCUAAAAUGUUCUUUGGUUCAAUACCGAGGUGAUUUUUUUCAUAUUUUUGAAAUUCGCCCCAUUUCUCGAGGUAUCGGAAAUUUUCUGUGAAAACACGAUUUUUCGGUCGGAAAAAAGUAGUUUUUUUUUAAAUCGAUUUCCAAAAAAAUUUUUGACUUCACCAAAAUAAUUUUUUCAUCUUCUUAAAGCCCUUCAAAUUCCUUUUUUGAGACCUCAUACGUCCUCGUGGCCCUAAACCUCAGGGUAUCACGGGCGAGUCGCACUAUAAGCGAAAAUGGGGGGCCUACUGGAGCGAACGAAAAAUCAUUUUUAAUGUUAAAAAAACACUACAAUUUUAAAAAUGUAAAAAAAUUAUUGCUACAUUUCAUAUUAUCGUGUCGCGAUAUGAGUUCAUGAUGCGUACGGCUCAAAAUGAGGUUUAUCCGUCAAUACACGAGCAUUGUAUAUAUAACUUUAUUGUGUAGGUAAUAGAGUUGAUUUAUUUAGGUUGGAAUAUUUAAUAUUUUUUUUAUAAAUACUAAUGUGCAACGCUUAAAAUCGUGUCACUAUCAUUACAUAAUGAGUAUGUAGAGACCAAAAAGUUAACAAAAUUAUAUUUGACACAAAUGAUUUUAUCAUAAAACUGUUUAAAAUAGCUUAUUUAUUUUGUUAUUAAUCAAUUUUAGUAAUAGAAAUCACGUUCACAUUUACAAUAGAGUGGACCGGUUUAUUUUUCGGUUAUGAAACUUAUAUUUUUAUUUUUGCUAUGUAACUAUGUAAUUAUUUUUAUUUUGUAAAAGAAUAGUUAUUAAUAGUAAUAUUAAAUCAUUGUCAUUUUUAUAAGUAGCAGUUAUAAAAUUGUUUAUGUUGGAUCAAGCGGAUGUGUUCCCAUUGUCUAUACGGGGACUACAGGAAAACAGUAUAUUCGUACUACCUACCAACCAUCAAGGUUGUAGUGUUCGUUGUACAGCCGAUAACUCGCUAUAGUCCGGCCGCAUAGAGAUUGCGUUUCUGACAGGUCGUGUCAGUUCCUUAUGGUGAUAGCAUUAGAGUUAAUUUUCGAACCUCUUUUUAUAAUUAGAUAUAAAGUGUACUUUAUUCGGAACUGACACGACCUGUCAGAAACGCAAUCUCUGAGCGACCGGACUAUAGAUACAAUUUGAUACAGAAAGACCACUUUUUUAUGUAGAAGUAAAAGAGCUAUAUCUUAAGUGAAACACAUAUACAUGGGUACUUACACUAAGAACGAAGGAAAACAUAUUGAGCAUAUUGCUUUAUUUAUUUAAACAAUGAAGUUUUAUAUCGAAAGAACGUUUUUUUAUUAGAAAAACUUCGAACCAAUAAGCGAAGAACACGAGCCAGUUUUUCUAGUAAAUAAUUUCUUUAGGUAUAAGAAUAUUCUACCCAUGCUCGUCAAACAACUUGACAGUAUAUGGCAAAGAACUCACGUCGCGACUUUUUCGCGCACCCGCCACUGCAGCAAGAAAGCUGCUUUAUUAGAAAACCCAAGAGAACGUCAUUUUCUGUAGUCACCGCGACUGCGAUCCCGCAGACUUUGAAUUCAGACCGCACCUUUCGGCCAACCGCAUAAAAAUCUCAAAGCGCGCGGGAUAGGCCCGCCGCCGCGUCUGCGGGUACCGCAAACAUCCGCUUUCCGUGGGGGCCCAAAUCGUGUCGUGAGUUUAGCUUUUUACCUAUAAUUUGUCAUUCUAAACGAGUUGCUGUCAGAAAAUCGCGCCGUUUGUUCUUAACCUAUGUGUAUGAUCACUAGUGAUUGGAUAAUGGGAUGCAUAUUAACCUAAACUUGAGAUGUGGGCUAUUGUGGAAAGCACUUUUUUAUCAAAAAAAUCCCGCGAUUCCGGGAAAUUCAAUUUAAGUGUAUACUUCGUGAGAUCUUAUAAACCUAGUUUGACACAAAUGACAGUUGUCCUGUGUGUGUAUAACAUAAAAAUAUUGUGUAAGAUGUCCUCAAUUAACAUAUUAAAUUAUAUUCAUUUAAGAAAUGAAAAUAGAUAAACUUCUUCAUAGUCAUACUCGAAUUGAAAAUUUAAUUUUAAUUAAACAUACAUUCGAUUAGUUAUGCGAUCCCGGAAUCCCGAGAAUUUAUUUUAAAUACCAAUAUCCUAGAAAGCCACUUCCAUUACUUGUUAGCCAAAAAACAACUGAGUAAUUAUGUAUCCGAUCAUCCGAUCUCUAAUGAUCACCUUUAUUAGCGCAUACUUAUCCACUGCAGCUUAUAUUUGUAUUGGUUUUAGUCAACAUGAAUUUCGUUCUUAUUUAUUGAUAAGUAGCCGAGGCUCGCCGGUUUUGUUAAUGACAUACCCAGCAGAAUGUAUAUUUUAUUGAUAUGUUAGCAACAUAUCAACAUGGUUCACAUGGUUAUUUGUGUUUGCUAUUUGUCAUUUUAACAGCAGCUUGCCCUUUUCAUACUCUAUAAGGGAAUGAAAAGGAAGUUACGAAUAGCCAUGUGAAGUGCCCGAUUAUGUGUAUUGUGGAUAUCGUCACCCGAUCAUUCGCCAAAUCCUGAAAACAAAGAUAAAUAUAAGCAUUUCCAAAACAAGAUGUUUUAAUUUUAAGAAUGUUAAGAGCUCUGAACCCCGAAUCUCUGUGGAAGGACAAUCAUAAAAUGAAGGCUUUUCAUGAUCUGGUUAUACGAUCGUGUGACGAUAUAAAUAGCAGCACAGAGGAAUGACCUAAAAAUAGCUGGGGGAACGGUACGGAAGAGGGCGUUUACGAAAAUUCACGUCACUAGUCGGUGCCAUUGUUUCGCGAGGUCUUAUGUAUGAAGAUUUUGGCGCGAAUUAAUCGCAGGAGAAUUUACAUUUAUCCAUGAACUAUGACGACAUACACGAUUUAACGGAUGCGUAGACCUUUCGGCUCAGUGCUCCCACCUGGCGCCCGACAUUCCUGAACACCUUAAUUGUUUUCACCUUUCACUAUAAUAACUAUAUAUUUCAGUGAAAACACUAACUUGUGUUAACUAUGUAAAUAUACAAUUAUGAUUAAAAAAAAAUGUAUUACUUUUAUCGUUGCAAGUUUUUCAGUCAUUAAUGGGUCUUACAGAGUGCCCCCACUCCAAUAGAGUGCCCGCGUUACUCAUUUUGAGUGAGUGUAAGCUGCGUUUUGAUUGAACACGUCAGUGUGUCGUCUCGGACGGAUCUCAAAUUUGAUGAAACGAUAAUAUCGCCGUUGGUCGACGACUGGAGGCGUGCCACACGCAUAUGUAGUUGUACCAUAGAGGUAUAAGAAUAGAGUAGGGGAGAUAUAGACUACUACAAGUGGAAGAGUCCCUCUAAUAGAAAGAGAAAAGAUGAGAGACUGCUAGCUUCUCUCUAAUCGCGCAUGCGCAUUGGCAACCGCAAGCAUCUUACUAUUUCGAUGUGAUGCCAUGCGUCACAAGAGAGAGAGAUAGCUAGCGGUCUCUCAUCUUUUUUCUCUUUCUACUAGACGGACCCUUCCCACUCUAUUCUUAUACCUCUGUACUACCUACUAAGAGUUGUACUACCUAGGCUUGACACAAGCGGUUGCCCUUGUGCGGUCUCUAUUGGGCGUGCUCUGUGACGAGUCAUCCGCUUACGAUUAAAUGCGGGAGUUAUGUAAUGAAAAUUUCCACUUUUAUUAUUGGGUUAAAAACAUUAUUUCAUAUGUAUGUACCG